This is a messenger RNA of Suncus etruscus (white-toothed pygmy shrew), 5124 nucleotides long. Its product is annotated as complement C5-like. The transcript has 41 exons. Lineage: Eukaryota; Metazoa; Chordata; Mammalia; Eulipotyphla; Soricidae. Gene Ontology annotation, cellular component: extracellular region. The record is from RefSeq and is a predicted model, not a curated record. Gene Ontology annotation, molecular function: endopeptidase inhibitor activity; protein binding. Bases 38 to 5053 code for a protein of 1671 amino acids.
UGAAGGUGAUAUCCAUGGUUUGCUGCUAUUUCCAAUCAUGAGCCUCUGGGGCAUAUUUUGUUUUGUAAUCUUCUGGACAAAAAGUUGGGGACAGGAGCAAACGUACGUCAUUUCAGCACCAAAAGUGUUUCGUGUUGGAUCAUCUCAAAAAAUUGUAAUUCAAGUUUAUGGAUACACCGAAGCAUUUGAUGCAACAAUCUCUCUUAAGAGUUAUCCAGAUAAAAUGAUCAGUUACUCCUCAGGCUUAGUUCAUUUAUCCACAGCAAAUCAAUUCCAAAACUCUGCUAUCUUAACAAUACAACCUAUACAAUUGUCUGGAGGACAACUCCCAGCUCCAUAUGUGUAUCUAGAAGUUGUAUCUAAGCAUUUCUCAAAAUCAAAAAAAAUUCCAAUCACUUACGAUAAUGGAUUUCUCUUCAUUCAUACAGACAAACCUAUUUAUACUCCACACCAGUCAGUGAAGAUUAGAGUUUACUCCCUGAAUGAUGACUUGAAGCCAGCCCUCAGAGAAACUGUCUUAACCUUCAUAGAUCCUGAAGGAUUAGAAGUUGACAUUGUAGAAGAAAAGGAUUUUACUGGCAUCAUCUCUUUUCCCGACUUCAAGAUUCCAUCAAAUCCUAAAUACGGCGUAUGGACCAUUCGAGCUAAAUAUAAAGAGGACUUCUCAACGACAGGAACCACCUAUUUUGAAGUUAAAGAAUAUGUAUUGCCACAUUUUUCUGUAUCGAUAGAACCAGAAAAUAAUUUCAUUGGCUAUAAAGAUUUUAAUGAUUUUGAAAUUACUAUAAAAGCAAGAUACUUUUACAAUAAAGUAGUCACGGAAGCUGAUGUUUAUGUCUCUUUUGGAAUCAAAGAAGACUUAAAAGAUGAUCAAAAAGAAAUUAUGCAAAAGGCAUUUCGAAGCACAAUGUUGAUAAAUGGAAUUGCUCACAUCAGGUUUGACUCGGAAAAAGCUAUUGAGGAACUGCACUAUAACAGUCUGGAAGAUUUAGACAACAAAUACCUUUAUAUUGGCGUGACAGUCAUAGAGUCUACAGGUGGACUUUCUGAAGAAGCAGAAAUCCCUGGCAUCCAAUAUGUUCUCUCUCCCUACAAACUGGAUUUGGUUGCCACUCCUCUUUUCUUGAAGCCUGGGAUUCCAUAUUCUGUCAAGGUGCAGGUUAAGGAUUCAUUUGACGAGCUGGUAGGAGGAAUCCCAGUGAUCCUGAGUGCACAAACGAGUGGUGCAGACCAAGAAAUGUUCGACUUGGAGCCAAAGAGGAGUGUAACACAAGCCAGCGAUGGAGUAGCUUCAUUUGUGAUUAAUCUCCCAUCUGGAGUGACAGUGCUGGAGUUUAGCGUCAGAACUGAUGACCCAUACCUUCCAGAAGGAAAUCAGGCCAGCAAGGAAUACCAUGCAAUAGCCUACUCAUCUCUCAGUCAAAGUUAUCUUUAUAUUGACUGGACUGCCAACUACAAGACCUUGCUCGUGGGAGAAGAUCUGAAUGUGAUUGUGACUCCUAAAAGUCCAUACAUUGAAAAAAUAUCUCACUAUAAUUUCUUGAUUCUAUCCAAGGGAAAAAUAGUUCACUUUGGUACAAGGAAGAAACUUCUAGAUUCGACUUUUCAACGUGUGAACAUUCCAGUCACGCAGGAGAUGGUUCCUUCAGCCCGACUCCUCGUCUACUACAUUGUCACAGGAGAGCAGAAAGCAGAAUUAGUUUCUGACUCUGUCUGGUUAAAUAUUGAAGAAAAAUGUGGUAAUCAGCUUCAGGUUAAAAUGUCUCCAAGUGCAGAAACAUAUUCUCCGGGUCAUGCUUUUUCUCUGGAUAUGGUAACUCAGUCAAAUUCCUGGGUGGCUCUAUCUGCAGUAGACAGUGCACUCUAUGCAGUCCAAAGAGAAACCAAGAAACCCCUGGAAAAAGUAUUUCAAGAGUUUGACAAGAGUGACCUAGGCUGUGGGGCAGGUGGUGGUCGCAACAAUGCAGAUGUUUUCUAUCUGGCGGGACUCACUUUUAUCACCAAUGCAAACGCGGAUAGCAUCCAUGAAAAUGACAAACCUUGUAAAGAAAUUCUCAGACCAAAAAGAACUCUGGAUGAGAAAAUAAAAAAAGAAGCUGCCAAAUACAGACAUGAGAAAGUGAAGCAAUGUUGUUAUGAUGGAUCCGUCUACAAGGAGGACGAAACUUGUGAGCAGCGAGCUGCCCGGAUUAAGGUUGGCCCCAUGUGUGUCAGAGCUUUUAAUGCAUGUUGUAGGAUCGCACAUGAACAUCUAGCGGCAGCAUCUCAUAAAGAGCUCCAGCUGGGAAGACAAUACAUAAAGGCCAUGAUAUCAGUAACCAAGCCAGAAAUAAGGAGUUAUUUUCCGGAAAGCUGGUUAUGGGAAGUUCAUCACAUCACCCAAAGGAAGCAGCUGCCUUUUGUGCUACCUGAUUCUCUGACUACCUGGGAAAUUAAAGGUGUUGGCAUUUCUCAGGGUGGUUUAUGCGUUUCUGAUACUCUCAAGGUAAAAGUGUUCAAAGAAAUAUUCCUAGAAAUGCACUUGCCAUAUUCUGUUGUGCGAGGAGAGCAGAUUCAAUUGAAAGGAACAGUUUACAACUAUAAGACAUCUGGGAUACAGUUCUGUGUUAAAAUGUCUCCUGUGGAAGGAAUAUGUGUAUCAGGAACCCCAGCCAGAUGCCAAUACCAGAAAAUAGAGGGUUCCUCCAAUCACGCAGUAUCCUUUAAUGUGCUGCCUCUGGAAAUUGGCCUCCACAACAUCAGCUUUCAACUGGAAACUUCUGUUGGGAAAGAAAUCUUAAUAAAAACACUACGAGUAGUGCCAGAAGGUAUCAAAAAGGAAAGCUAUGCUGGUGUUACGCUUGACCCAAAGGGCAUUUAUGGUUUUCCUAGCAGACAAAAGGAAUUCCCAUAUAAGGUACCAUUAGAUUUGGUCCCCAAAACAAAAGUGAAAAGGAUUGUGAGUGUAAAAGGACUGCUGGUUGGUGAGAUCAUGUCUGCAGUUUUGAGCCAACAAGGCAUUGAUCUCCUCACCCACCUCCCCAAGGGCAACGCAGAGGCAGAGCUGAUGAGUGUCAUUCCAGUUUUCUAUGUUUACCAUUACCUGGAAGCAGGACAUAACUGGGAUAUUUUUUCUCAUAAUUUAAUAACAAAAAAGAAACAGGAACUGAACAGAAAAUUAAAGGAAGGGAUGGUGAGCAUCAUGUCUUACAGAAAUUCUGACUAUUCUUACAGCAUGUGGAAUGGUGAAAGUGCUAAUACUUGGUUGACAGCCUUUGUUUUAAGGGUACUUGGACAAAUAAAUAACUACAUCAACCAGGAUCAAAAUUCAAUUUGCAAUUCUAUAUUGUGGUUGGUUGAAAAAUGCCAGCUAGGAAAUGGAGCUUUCCAGGAGAAGUCACAAUAUCAACCAAUAAAAUUACAGAGUACCUUGCCUGUAGAAGCCCGGGAGAAAUCCUUAUAUCUUACAGCCUUUGUUGUGAUUGGAAUUAGAAAAGCUUUUGAUAUUUGCCCCCUGAUGAAAAUCAACACAGCUCUAACGGAAGCUGAUAACUUCCUGCUCUCCAAUGCCCUCUCGGCUCAGAGCACCUUUACCCUGGCCAUUGCUGCAUAUGCUCUUUCUCUGGGGGACAAAACCCACCCACAAUUUCGUUCCAUUGUUUCAGCCCUGAAGAAGAAGGCUUUGGUAAAAGGUAGUCCGACCCCCAUUUACCGGUUUUGGAGGGAUGGUCGUGGGCAGGACAGCUCUGCCCCUACCAGUGGCACAGCCCAGAUGGUAGAAACCACUGCGUAUGCUUUACUCACCAGCCUACGGUUAAAAGAGAUGAAUUAUGUUAGCCCGAUCAUCAAGUGGCUAUCGGAAGAGCAGAGGUACGGAGGCGGCUUUUAUUCCACCCAGGAUACAAUCAAUGCAAUUGAGGGCCUGACAGAAUAUUCACUCCUGGCUAAACAACUGGACUUAAAUAUGGAUAUCAAAGUCUACUACAAGAACAAAGGUGACAUCCACUCUUAUAAGAUGACAAAGAAGAAUUUCCUUGGGAGGCCAAUAGAGGUGCCUCUCAAUGAUGAUCUUGUCGUCAGUACAGGAUUUAGCUCUGGCUUGGCCACAGUGCAUGUAAGAACCGUGGCUCACAAAAUCAGUACUUCAGAGGAAAUUUGCAGCUUUCAUCUGAAAAUUGAAAUCCAGGACAUGGAAGGGUCGAACUACAGAAACGAUGGCUUUCCGGACUACAAGCGUAUUGUAGCAUGUGCAAGCUACAAGUACAGCCAAGAAGAAUCAUCCUCUGGGUCCUCCCAUGCAGUGAUGGAUAUCUCUUUGCCUACUGGGAUCAGUGCAAACUCAGAUGACUUAAGAAAUCUAGUGGAAAGAGUGGACCAACUAGCCAAUGAUUACCAGAUCCAAGAUGGCCAUGUCAUUCUGCAACUGGAUUCGAUUCCCUCCAAAGAUUUUCUCUGUGUUCGAUUUCGGGUAUUUGAACUUUUUGAAGUUAGCUUUCUAAAUCCUGCUACAUUCACAGUAUAUGAAUACCACAGACCAGAUAAACGGUGCACCAUGUUUUAUAGCGUCGCCCAAAGCAAACUUCAGAAAGUCUGUGAAGGAGCAACAUGCCAGUGUGUAGAAGCUGAUUGUGGGCAAAUGCAGGCACAAUUGGAUCUGACCAUCUCCCCGGAAACUAGGAAAGAAGCUGCUUGUAAACCAGAGAUUGCAUAUGCCUAUAAAGUAAAAAUCACAUCCACAUCUGAGGAAAACGUUUUUGUUAAGUACACUGCAACCCUCCUGGAUGUUUACAAAGCUGGCGAAGCAGCUGUGCAAAGAGCCUCUGAAAUUACCUUCCUUAAGAAGACAAAUUGUGCUAACGCUGACUUGGAGAAAGGAAGUCAGUAUUUGAUUAUGGGCAAGGAAGCUCUCCAGAUCAAACACAACUUCAGCUUCAAGUAUAUCUACCCUUUAGAUUCCUCCACAUGGAUUGAAUAUUGGCCCACGGAUACACAGUGUCCAUCUUGCCAAGCAUUUUUAGCUAACUUAGAUGACUUUGCUGAAGACAUCUUCCUAAAUGGCUGUGAAGUAGCCUGAAGUCAACUGGGAAGGAAUUUGGAUUCCUGGUAUCAAAGCUUCCUUCUCCCACCUGCUCCCCUUCACCACCA